Messenger RNA from Acaulospora colombiana, 1105 nucleotides. NCBI's taxonomy places the organism in Eukaryota, Fungi, Glomeromycota, Glomeromycetes, Diversisporales, Acaulosporaceae. The record is from the annotation of a GenBank genome assembly.
GAAUGCUGAUGAUCAGAUGCACGACCCGGUAUCCUUCAAGCCAUUCUCUCAGCAUUCUCAUAUUGUCACACUUGCGACUACAGGAAAUGUCUACCUUGCUGAGAGUAUCAAAAAUAUGGGUGGAAGGGAUGCUAUCGAUGAUUCUCCCUUUAAAAAGUACGUGCAGAUCGCAGAGGCAUCCACGUCAGCUAAAAAGGGUGCUGUCAAAAAGCUAUCGGCCGCUGGCGCUGCUGCUGCGAAAUCGAAACAGCCUGAUGCCUCAUCCUUGACUUCGACCUCCCUUGAUCCUCAUACAGCGUCGACCCCGGCCAUGUUUGAUGAAGAGGAAUUGAUGUUUGACGCGAUUCAAAAUCCUGCCAAGGCCAAGAAAGAAAAAGACGUCGGAAAGAGACGAGCAUAUGUUCGAGUGGUCACAAGUCUUGGGGGCAGUCUGAAUUUGGAAUUGUUCUGUGAAAAGGAUCAGUCAACAGGAGCUGACAGAGAUAUCUUCAGGUGCAGACCGGUGACCCAACGGGUACUGGGUCAGGUGGUCAAUCAUUCUGGGGCACUCCUUUUAGGGAUGAAUAUGAUUUCAAGGGAGCGGCUAAGCAUGACGCCAGAGGCCAUGGCCAAUAAAGGCAAAGAUACCAAUGGUUCCCAAUGGUAUAUCACCUUCCGCGAAACACCUCAUUUGGACAAUAAACAUACAGUGUUUGGUAAACUUGUCGGAGGCGAGGAAGUGUUGGACGCAUUGGAACAAAUGCCAGUAAAAGCAGGCACGGAACGUCCAGUGAAACCUGCCAAGAUUACCGAGAUCGUCAUACAUCAAGACCCAUUCGAGGAUUACAAGACAAGAUUAGCAAAAAAGCUCGCCCAUCAAGCACAAUCCUCGGCAAUGCUAGGGACAUCACAAGCGAAUCAAGCUCAAAGUGACAAGACUGAUACCAGGAACUGGUUUGGAGAGAGUAUCAAAGCUUCUGAGACCUUAACAGGUCCUUCAGGCACGUCUAGUGGUGUCGGGAAAUAUCUAAAGCGAGCUAGGGAACCAGGUACUUCCGAAACAGUCGCCUCUGAUGUCCCUUCGAAGAAACGGAAGACUGGAUGGGGUGAUUUCUCAGGCUGGUAG